Messenger RNA from Cryptotermes secundus, 3556 nucleotides. It is a transcript of the gene MFS17, whose product is annotated as sialin. The coding region runs from base 645 to 2219 and encodes 524 amino acids. The transcript has 13 exons. The record is from RefSeq and is a predicted model, not a curated record. Lineage: Eukaryota; Metazoa; Arthropoda; Insecta; Blattodea; Kalotermitidae. Gene Ontology annotation, cellular component: plasma membrane. Gene Ontology annotation, biological process: monoatomic anion transport; transmembrane transport. Gene Ontology annotation, molecular function: transmembrane transporter activity.
CAAGAAGUGAACAUCAGUCUGCGGUCGGCCGCUGUGCCUGGGUAUCCAUGGCUGAACUUCGAGUUUUCAGUCUUCUUCGUAGAACAAUUAGAAGAGGUAGAAUUAGUGUAGUGACGGUAUUGUUGUGCUUGUGGCAGUGUGUCAUGACUGCGUAGUUUUGCUACACCAAGAUAAGUUUAUCUGUGUCAUUUCGUGUGACACUUCCAAGUUAUUGGCUGUGAUCUGUUGACUGUAUCAUAGAGGAAAUAAAUAGUAACGCGACUUCCUCUUAUAGGCACCACGACGUAUAAACACCCUGGCUUGACAUGGUGACUGACCGCUGGACAUUACCACUCGGUCUGCAAACCUCUGUGGCUUCUAUUGACACAAACGGAGGCAGGUGUAUAUAUGGUUGUGGGGAAUGCCUUUUCUUACUGCAACGGCAGUUUCUCUUUUCUUUCCCGGGUAGUGGUCAGUCCGAUAAAAAUGAUAAUUUGGAAUAAAGAACGUCUCGUGUGGUUUGAAAUAUUUCUCUGAGAGCAGAGCCACUUCUAUAUGGGACAAGACAACGUUCCCAGGACGUUCCUCACUGAAGACCAAUAGAAGCGGAGGAAGAAGUGCCUGAUAUUGAAUCCGUUGUUAUUGGUGGGACUGACAACAAAACCAUGGAGGAAGCUCAGAGGUUGGAUGAUGAACCCAUGAUUUCCAAAAUGUAUUCUGCAUGUUCAUUCCGAAGGCUUCAAGACAUGGUGCCUGCAAGAGCUGUGCUCUACUUCCUUUCCUUCUCGGGAUUCCUUGUCAGCUUCAUGAUGCGUACAGAUAUCAACAUUGCAAUGAUAGCCAUGGCACGGCUACCGCCCCCUUCACCUUAUGCAGCUAAUGCUAGUAGUACACCCAUGUACUGCUAUGACCCCGCUAACAUGACAGAUGAACUUGCUGCAGACAAUAUAACUAAGGAGGAAGGCGAGUUCGAUUGGGAUGCAACCACACAAUCAACCAUCUUGGGAUCAUUUUACUGGUGCUACAUUCUUUCACAAGUAGUUGGAGGUAUACUGACGCAGCAUUUUGGUACCAAGACAGUGUUUGGUUUCUCUCAGUUCAUCACGGCCAUAUGCUCACUGCUUAUUCCCACAGCAGCACCUCUGCACUAUGGUGCUGUUAUUGCAUUACGUUCCAUUCAGGGUAUUGCAUCGGGUUUAACAUGGCCGGCUAUGUAUGCAAUGGUUGGCCACUGGAUACCAGCUAUUGAGAGGAGUCGCUUUAUGUCUUCUUUCCAAGGUUUCAGUUUUGGAAUUGGUCUUACAUAUCCACUCUGUGGGUUCCUGAUUGCACACUUUGGAUGGCGAGUUGUGUUCUAUGUGACUGGCAGUGUGGGUAUUCUGUGGUGUUUAAUAUGGUGGUUGCUUGCAUUCGAUACACCAGCUCAGCACCCUCGUAUUACACCUAGUGAACGACGAUACAUCGAAAGCAACGUUGGAAAUACAGUCGUAGGUGAAAAGGGUUUGGUAGUUCCAUGGCAUUCCAUUUUGACGUCACUACCAGCCUGGUCAAUUGGCAUCACAACAUUUGGACGCAUUUGGAUUCAUUAUACUUUCAUCAUUCCUGGGCCCAUGUACAUGAAGACUGUUCUUGGCUUCAGUAUUCAAAAGAAUGGCUUGAUGUCUGGAGCACCAUUCCUGUGCAGCUAUGUUUCAUCUGUCCUAUUCUGUUAUCUGGCAGAUGUCCUUGUAAACAACAAGCUUCUCACCCUAACCAAUGUUCGCAAGCUGUUUACUGCCAUGUCCCAGAUUGUGCCUGGCCUCUUGGUGCUGGCUAUUGGUUACUUGGGGUGCAACAUCACACUAGUCCUUAUUGCUUGGUUCUGCGCUGUCACCCUUAUUACUGCUUCAUAUGCUGGUGCUAUGGCCAGUGUUGUGGACAUAGCUCCGAAUCUUGCUGGUCCAAUUCUAGCCUUUGCUCAGACAAUUCACAUGACUGCAAGUUUCCUCUCACCAAUUGCUGCUGGAAUUCUGUUACAAGAAAGUCAAACUCUGGAGCAGUGGCAGCAAGUAUUUUGGUUGGCAGCGGUCAUAAGCUGUGGCACAUACAUUUUCUUCCAAGUGUUUGGGACAGCAGAUAUUCAAGUCUGGAAUUAUCCCAACCAGAAGAUUCCUGUCGACCUAAUUCAGCCGCUGCAACCAGCGAACUGUAAGCAGAAUGGAACAGCAUUUAAGGAAAAUGGUGAAGCAGCAGAAGACUGACCAAUCACAUGUAUUGGCAUGCACUUGAAUUCCUGAUGUGAACUGGCUUGUACUGUAUGUCUUAUAAAGACUGUUAAGCUUUGUAUACUAAGACAAGGGAUGGGAAGAGCCAUAGGGGAUGAAAGGAAGUGCCUUAAUAUAGGAACACAAAGUGUUAUCUUCUUAGUUAUGAUUUAAUAAAGAUCCUAUAUUUUGGGGAGAUUUGAGAUUCUCAUGACAGUAACUGUGAUAAGUACUUAUCUUCUGAAAUGACAUACUAUCUAGUUUGAUAGAAGCUUACUACUAACAUUCCUCUGAAACUCUGGUAAACUUCUGCAAAACGACAUAGUGUCAUGUCCCAAAAGGUAGUACUCUUCCUCAUCUAUUGUUCCUUUAUGCUCAGUUUUAAUGUACUCACUAUCAGUUUGAAAUGGUGCCCUAACAGUUAUAACUGGUGAGAGACGUGUGUUUUCAUGAAAAAUAAUGUCCUGACAGUUUAAUUCUCUGCUGUGCAUAAUGUGGUAAACCAGCUCUGCAGUGCAGAAAUUCUCUUAAAAACUGGUAAUUAGUUAGCCGGUCAAGAAAUUCCUUGUUUUUAUGAAACUUGGAUGUUUACAGAUUCUUCACAGAAGUCCACCAUUGGACCCUAUCCUGAGCCAGCUUAAUCCAGUCCACAUACUCGCAUCCCAAUCCACAAAGUUCCUUUUUUGGCCUAUUUUCCUUAUUUUUGGAAAUUAAAGAAGACUUGUGAGAUGACCUUGCUCUAUUUUUUUAGCUUGCUUUCCUUAUUUGUGAAAAGAAAAGAAGGCUUAUGCAAUCACAAUGGUCUUCGUAUUNCCCCCCCCCAGUGAACUUUUGAGUGGCCGAACCAAUCUAUAUGAAACCUUGUAUAUACAUCAUGGCAUUUGAACCCAUCCCAAUGGCAUGCUUCAUAAAUCCCUCCAAUCAGCCUGUGUGUUUUAUGUGUUUAUUCCCUCUAUUGCUGUUAGGCAAUGGCUGCGUAAAAACGUUACCACAGCAAUGAAUAUGCAUGCAGUAAUACAAGAAUCGUUGUACACAUCAUUUUGUAUGUGUUCCAUGUCAUAUCAUGGCGAUAAGUAGGUGAUUACUUCAUCCCAGAACUACUUCUUGUUAUGAGAUAAGUUUUGUAUGCAACCUCUAAUUUUCUCGUUUUCUAUGCAGCCUGUGUCAUGUCAAAAGGAAAGAGAUGAUUAGUUCUUUCCAGAACUCCUUGUUAUAUUAUCCUCCCAUCUAUACAUAGUUUUCCUUAGUGCUCUCUUACAUGAAUCUUCCUGGGGGUAAAGAGCGGCUGGUGCAUAAGGCUGACAACCUCACCACCAUCUGUGAGUCAGUUAUCU